CCUUUGAAAAAAAAAAGCUCAAAAUAUAAGAGGACGACUUUGAAAAUAAAAGGUAUCCUUUAAACAAAAAAACAGAAAAGACUAGGAAAAUUAUCUCAAGUUUUUAAGAGCAAAUAAGCAAUGGAAGAAGAUGGGCAUGAAAAGCAGCAAUGGCAAGGACAAGGGGGAAAAGCAAUAGUAAUGUUGAUAAGUGGAACAUUGAUUUACUACCAUUGUACUUUCCGUAACUCUACUUUUCUCUCCCUUCUCUCCGAUGUCUUCCUUGUCAUCCUUUGCUCUCUCGCCAUUCUCGGCCUCCUCUUUCGCCACUUCAAUAUUUCGGUUCCCGUGGAUCCAUUAGAGUGGCAGAUUUCCCAAGACACUGCAAAUGGGGUUUUCGCGUGUUUGGCCAAUACAGUUGGGGCCGCUGAGUCUGUUCUUCGUGUCGCUGCGGCGGGUCAUGAUAAGAAGCUCUUUAUUAGGGUGGUUGUCAGUCUCUACCUUUUAUCAGUUCUUGGAAGGCUGGUUUCUGGGGUUACAGUUGCUUAUGCUGGUUUGUGUUUAAUUUGUCUCUACAUGUUUGUCGAGAGCUCACUGCCUCUCAGCAGUCGACUUUCUCAAUAUCUGUCGAGAAGAGAGAAUGCUGGAGAGAUCCAGGAUUAGUACACAGCAAACUGAUCCUCGGCUAUAAUCGUACAUGAAGAAAAUCAAAUUAUAAUUAUCAAUUAUUCAGGUGUACAAAUUCUAAUUGUCCUCGAUCGUAAUCACAAUUUUGAUUGAUUAAUAGAUCCAAAGCAAGAACUCUAGAUAUUUGAUCAUCUGAUUGCUCAAUGUUAGCACGAGUUUGCAAUUUUGCUUCUUCAAUUUCACGUUCUUUGUUCUUACGGCCAGAAACUUGAAAACGGCAUGUCCUCCUUUGAUUUCAAUAAUCAAUUCUUGUGCGCUAGCUAGAUCAUAGCUUAGUGAGUCGUUAAGAAUGUUGGAAAUCCAAGUUAGACCCCUUCAUCAUUGCUUGCUAAGAGCUCUUGUAUCCAGCUUUCAUCUCAGCCUUGUGAGCAGCCCUUCUGGUUCGUAUUGUACGAGUGAUGGAGUUUCUUGUUAUAUUCCUGUUAUACAAUAUUUGCCUAAAUUUUUAAUUUGUUUUAAACGACUUGAAAUUAUACCAAACUUCAAUCAAACUUAAACUUUCACCAAACUAAGCCCUAAUCGAAAUUUUAAACAAAUACGACACAUAAUCAACUCGACUUAAACGUACUAGAUUGAUUUUGACCCGAAUC
This is a messenger RNA of Amaranthus tricolor (Joseph's coat), 1256 nucleotides long. RefSeq names its product reticulon-like protein B23. The record is from RefSeq and is a predicted model, not a curated record. The transcript has 4 exons. Bases 121 to 642 code for a protein of 173 amino acids. NCBI's taxonomy places the organism in Eukaryota, Viridiplantae, Streptophyta, Magnoliopsida, Caryophyllales, Amaranthaceae.